This is a messenger RNA of Calliphora vicina (urban bluebottle blowfly), 2603 nucleotides long. RefSeq names its product protein stoned-A. NCBI's taxonomy places the organism in Eukaryota, Metazoa, Arthropoda, Insecta, Diptera, Calliphoridae. The transcript is spliced from 3 exons. The coding region runs from base 159 to 2603 and encodes 814 amino acids. The record is from RefSeq and is a predicted model, not a curated record.
GAAUUUUCCGAUAAUUCAUACGUGAUACGUAAUCUAGUGUAUGUGAAGAAAAAAAAUACAGAAAAAAAUUUAAAUAAAAAUUUCAAAUAAAUAAUUUAUAAACUUAAAAUUUAAAUACAAAGAGAGACACCGUAUUUCGAUGUCUCCUCUAUUAGAGAAUGCUUAAGUUACCAAAAGGUUUAAAAAAGAAAAAGAAGAAGUCAAAAAAAGAUCAAGAGCUUUUUACUGAAGAAGAGCUUGAAGAGUACAAACGCCAACUAAAGGCCAAGCAGGAGGCUGCUGCUGCUAAAUCAGAUGCUGGUGAAUCCGAUGCAGCAUCAGAUGUUGAAGGUUUAGCACCAACAGCGACAACAUCAAAUACUGCUUCGACCUCUGAGUUAGCGUCUGCGAAUACAUCAGCGACUGCGGCCGCAGUUAACGAUUCAGCCGCCGCUAACGGCAACGGUUCUCAGAAACCCACUGAAGACGACGAGUGGGCCAAAUUUAAGGCUUUAACCUCUGGUGUCGAUACUAUCCUUCAUAAAACCCAAGACGAAUUAGAUCGCAUUAAGAAGGAGUCUUUCUAUCAGCGUCUACCAUCUGCUGCCGAAAAGAAAAAGCAGGAAGAAGAAGAAGCUGCAAAACGUGAAGCAGAACGUUUAGAGGAAGAGAAACGUAAGGCCGCAGAACUUGAGGCUAAACGGGACAAACUAGCCGAAGCGGUAGUCGAACUUUCCGAAUCGGAAGGUGAAGACGAAGCUGAGGUUGAUGAUAUCUUUCAAACUGAGUAUGUUGAUGCUAUUACUAGUGGUGAAUUUCAAUUAGUGGUUCCAGACUCACCCGUACUAGACUUUGACGACGGUCCAGAUCCCUUCGAUACAGCUUACGCCGAAAAGGUAAUAGUUGGAGCUGACAAGGCCAAGGGUAAUAAGAAACUUGUCAGUUUAGGCGCCGCUGUAGAAGUCCUUUCGGGACGUGUAGAGCGUGAAAAGGCUCUUGAACUUGCCAAGCCUAAACGUAAACUUCGCAAGGGUAUUAAAAAUCUCUUACUCAGCGAAAGUGUCGAUCAAGGUGAUCUUGAUGAAGAAGAUCUAUUAGCGCCAGAGCCUCAAAGAAAUCUUUUGGAUGAACUGGAUGACGAUGUUCCAGGUUCGGAUGCGCCAAUAGAUUUAAGUGUUUCAUUACAUUUGAGUUUUAUACAACAUAAGAAACCAGCCUCGGACGAGGAAGACGAAAAAGACGAAGAAUCAGGUUUUCCUGAUCUUUCAGAAUUUGAUACUCUAAAAACUCCAGAGGACGACGAAUUUGCUGAACUUGCCGCUGAAUCAUUGAACAAAAAAGAAGAAGUCAAAGUUAUAACAGAAAUCCCUCUUCCCAAAGCGGAAGUUUUAACUGACAUAGCUGAAGCUGAUUGGGCUGAAUUUGAACAAUUACCAGAAGAUACAGAUAACUCAAAAAAACCACCACCAAGACCGGUCAGUGGUCCACAUUUGGUAGAGGGGGCUAUUUACAUCAGCGACGACGAAGAGGAACAAGACGACGAUCCCUUCAAUACUUCUUACGCCGAACAGGUUAUUAAGAAAACCACUGUUCUCGAAGAAGACGACGAUUUUGACCCAAGAGCAGAAGAAAAAUCUGCGCCACCGGCAAGACCUCCACCACCAACGGCUGUUAAAAUAAUCGCUAAGCAUUUGAACGUUGAUAUCGACGCUGAAGAUUUUGAUCCAUUCGAUACUACAGUAGCUGGAGCAGUUAUUGUACUCUCCAAAACAACACUUAAACAAUCGUUAAGUGAUCCAGAUUUUGAUCCAAGAGCUGAAGAGUCUAGUACUGAACCUGAACCUCAAGUACAAGUACAGCCUUCGCAAAAACCAGUACUUACACCAAAAAGUGAAGAAGAUUUUGAUACAGCUAGACGUAAGUCUUCUUUAAGUCUUAGUUUGCAAAACAAUAAAUCAGUUGGAUUCUUAGUACCCAACCAAGAUUUAUUGGGUGCAUCUGAGGGAGGAAGUAAUAAGAAGCCUUUAACUCCAUAUUACGCUCCUUCAGGUUCAUCGAUUGCAGAAAAAGAACCAGAAGAUCCCUUUGAUACUUCAUACGUACCAGAAAAUAAACCAACAGACGUUGAAUUAAAACAUCUAGAAAGCGAUUUAUUGUCAAAGCCCACAUUACAACAUAGUUUAUCGGAUCCCGAUUUUGAUCCUAGAGCUCCUCCAACACCAGUGCCAGCAGAAGAUUUAUUGGUAGUUAAAGAAAACAUAAACACAAAAGUUUUGACACCCGCACAAGAAAGUAAAGAUUUGCCUGACUACUCGGGAGAACCGGUAGUUGAUCCUUUUGAUACAUCAAUAGCAUCUAAUCUACAACCAGGACAAGCUGAACUAAAACUUCUAGAAAGCGAGUUAUUACCAGAAAGAAAAUCAGAUAUUUCCACAGGAGUAUUAGAUACACAAAGCGACGCUCAAGAAUUGGGUUUAGGUGAUAAGGUUUUAACACCUCAAUUUCCACACAAACAAAUCAUUGUACCCGCGGACGUAGAUCCAUUUGAUACAUCCAUUGCUGAAAAUCUACAACCAGGAGAAACGGAAAUUAAAUUACUGGAAAGUGAACUUAUCGAACAUUAA